AUGCAGAUUCCCGCCACGAGCCGAACGCCACGCCGGAUUCCCGAUGGAAUGUGGCGGAUUGUCAUAGGGUCCGAGGACGAACGCCACGCCGGCAUGGCCUUGACCUACAAGACCAAGAACUUCAUUGAUUUUGAGCUCAUUCCCGGAGUGCUGCAUCGGGUGCCGGAGACAGGGAUGUGGGAGUGCAUCGACUUGUACCCGGUCGGCGCCGCGAAGGGCAUCGACAUGACGGAGGCCGUCGCGGCGGCAUCCAACAGCGGCGGCAGUGAAGUUUUGCAUGUCAUGAAGGAGAGCUCAGACGACGACCGACAUGACUACUACGCGCUAGGGAGGUAUGAUGCAGCGACAAACAAGUGGACGCCGCUAGAUGCCGAUGCCGAUGUCGGCAUCGGGCUGAGGUAUGACUGGGGAAAGUUCUACGCAUCCAAGACCUUCUAUGACCCGGCCAAGAAGAGGCGUGUGUUGUGGGGCUGGGUCGGCGAGACCGACUCCGAGCGUGCCGACGUGGCCAAGGGAUGGGCCUCCCUACAGUCGAUCCCUCGCACGGUGGUGUUGGACACCAAGACUGGCAGCAACCUCAUCCAGUGGCCAGUGGUGGAGGUGGAGACACUCCGUACCAACUCCACCAACCUCGGCAGCAUCACCGUCGACCACGGCUCUGUCUUCCCUCUCAGCCUCCACCGUGCCACACAGCUCGACAUCGAGGCUUCCUUCCGCCUCGACCCACUCGAUGUCGUCGCCGCCAAGGAGGCUGAUGUCGGCUACAACUGCAGCACCAACAGUGGUGCGGCCGGUCGUGGCGCGCUUGGCCCAUUUGGCCUGCUCGUACUUGCCGACGCCAAGCGCCAUGGUGGAGACACGGAGCAGACCGCCAUCUACUUCUACGUCGCCAGAGGCCUUGACGGCGGCCUGCGCACGCACUUCUGCCAUGAUGGGUCACGGUCGUCGCGUGCCAACGACAUUGUGAAGAGGGUUGUCGGUAACGUCGUGCCGGUGCUUGAUGGCGAGGCGCUAUCCAUCAGAGUACUGGUGGACCACUCCAUAGUCGAGAGCUUUGCACAGGGCGGGAGGUCGACAGUGACUUCGCGAGUGUACCCAACCGAGGCCAUCUACGCCAACGCCGGGGUGUACCUCUCCAACAAUGCCACUGGUGCCCGCGUCACCGCCACUAGCCUCGCCGUACAUGAGAUGGACUCCUCCUACAAUCAGGCCUACAUGGCUUCACUGUAAAAAGAAACGGACAGAUUAUUUUUUGGUUGCAUAUAUAUGUGUAUUCUCUUUCUAAAUUUUUCUUUUUCAUCUUUAUUAUGUCUAUUCAUUGUCGAGGCCUUUCAGUAGCUGUAACCCUAGUGGAAGAUGCCAUGACACAAGGCUAGAGCUGUACAUGUACAAC
Molecule: messenger RNA, 1393 nt
Organism: Lolium rigidum
Lineage: Eukaryota; Viridiplantae; Streptophyta; Magnoliopsida; Poales; Poaceae
Product: sucrose:sucrose 1-fructosyltransferase-like
Exons: 2
Coding region: 1-1230 (409 amino acids)
Biological process (GO): carbohydrate metabolic process
Molecular function (GO): hydrolase activity, hydrolyzing O-glycosyl compounds
Source: RefSeq, a predicted model, not a curated record